Torulaspora delbrueckii is the source of this 546-nucleotide messenger RNA. It is a transcript of the gene DDP1, whose product is annotated as polyphosphatase DDP1. Gene Ontology annotation, cellular component: nucleus; cytoplasm. Gene Ontology annotation, molecular function: bis(5'-adenosyl)-pentaphosphatase activity; endopolyphosphatase activity; diphosphoinositol-polyphosphate diphosphatase activity. The record is from RefSeq and is a predicted model, not a curated record. Lineage: Eukaryota; Fungi; Ascomycota; Saccharomycetes; Saccharomycetales; Saccharomycetaceae. Gene Ontology annotation, biological process: diadenosine hexaphosphate catabolic process; adenosine 5'-(hexahydrogen pentaphosphate) catabolic process; diadenosine pentaphosphate catabolic process. The transcript has a single exon. Bases 1 to 546 code for a protein of 181 amino acids.
AUGGACAAUCACGAAGUAGAGCGUACUAAAGUGUCUCGUGUUGGCAGGGAGAAUCAGGUCUAUUCAGCCAAGACGGGUGCUCGAGUAGUGGCUGGUUGUGUAUGUCUCUCUAAGGACAAGAGACAUGUGUUGAUGAUUUCGUCUUCAGCUCAUAAAGACCGUUGGAUCUUUCCCAAAGGUGGUGUUGAAAAGGAUGAACCAGAUUAUAAACUGACUGCUCAGCGAGAAACAUGGGAGGAGGCUGGCUGCGUCGGAAACAUUGUUAACAGUUUGGGCACCAUUGAGGACAUGAGGCCGCCAAAGGAAUGGAACAAAGAUAUUAGCAGCUUUAGUAAGAGCCAGGAUGAAGUGAUAUCACAUCCUCCACGGUCAGAGUUUCAUUUCUACGAGAUGGAAGUGACAGAAUUACCUGAAAAGUACCCUGAAUCAAACAAGAGAGGUAGAAAGUGGUUCAACUAUGUCGAUGCAAAGCAGCAACUACUGCUGGCCAAGAGGCCAGAAUUGCUAGAGGCUUUAAACAAAUCCAGUAUUGUUAAGGAUAUAUGA